CACUUCUUCACAAUAUAAUCAAAAAUUGGACUGGGUUGUCUAGCACUUGACAUAGCGCCACUUGCUGAAAUUAUAUCCUUCUUCAAGCUUUGAAUUUUUUUUGUUUUCUGUUUGCGGAGUUGUCUUCUCUUAUGGGCGUCUUUAACAUGUCUUAGAUAUUCUUAAUAGCUUUACUUUAGCGGAGGCCGUCGACUGAGCCGUUUUGUCAGUUCUGAGAAAAGUCUGCUCCGUUUAUAUAUUUGACGUAUUACGGGUAUUAAGCAGGAUUGCACUUGCUAUGGCUUCUCUCGAAGGUCUAGAUAGUGUCGAGAAGAAUUACAGACAGGAGAACAAAGCAGCUCUUGUAGACACAGAUUUCCCCUGUUCUCAAGGGGUUCCCGACUUUUUUCAACAGGACUACGAGUCAUCACAGAAAGUUUUAGAACUGGAAAAAACGGGUGGUCUGGAAGGUGACGACUCUGAAAAUGAAUCGCCUAGAAAUGGCGUCCUUUCCCAUCUUGGGAAACCUUCCUCUGUCCCAGCCUCUUUCCAGCUUCUCUCAAGGGCAGCUUUGAGGUGGUUGAAUAGUGGCGCCGAAGCAAAGCAGAGUCGCUCGUUGGCCCAAGCUACAAAGUCGAACUGUGGUAGCCACCUUGCGAAGACUUUUGAGCCUUGGGACUUUUCUGACGUCGUUUGCUCCGUUAAUUCAACAGCACUAGCCUUUGAUAACGGAACGAUGAAACCUGAAAGGCCUGCUCGUAGCGGUGUGUCGGGUACUUACUUUUUAAAACAAAAUACUUCGAGUCAGAACGUAUUGGGGGUGUUUAAACCGUCAGAUGAGGAGCCAUGCGUGGAGAAUAGCAAGACAAUGAACAGCUCAAGUUCACAACAAGGAUCUUGGCUAUCAGCAGUUUACAGCUGUCAUUACAGCGGACAAGGAGCACUUAAAGAAGUUGCUGCUUACCUACUGGAUCAUGGAGUAUUUUGUGCAGUUCCGCAAACCGUUUUGGCAAGUUGUGAUAUUGACCUUGGUGGUGGUUAUGGCAGUGAUAAAGGCAGCAACUUGUAUGGUCAGGAUUCAUUGGAAACAAAGACUGGUGCAUUUCAAGUGUAUGUUCCUAAUGUGGGUGAUGCCGAAGAUUAUGGUCCUGGUGUAUUCUCUGUGGAUGCAGUUCAGCGCAUUGCAUUUUUUGACCUCCGUGUUUUGAACUGUGAUCGCCACGGUGGUAAUUUGUUGGUUACCAAAAGUACUAACGGAAAUAGCUUUCAAUUGGUACCGAUUGAUCACGGCUUUAUUUUACCGGAUAAAUUUCAAAGUUAUCCUUGGCCUGUUUGGAUGGAUUGGCCACAAGUAAAAGAGCCGGUUUGUGAAGAUGUGAGGAGAUAUGCGGAAACGUUAGAUGGAGAAAUGGAUGCUCGUCUUAUCUUGGAUGAAACAGAUGGAAGAUUGUCAAGAAACAGUUUAAGGAUUUUGCGUAUAAUGACAGCGCUUCUUCAACGAGCCAUUUCUAAGAACCUUACGUUAUAUGAAGUCGGUUGCCUUGUUUAUGUUCAUGACCCUGAAAGAGAGGAGAGUGAGUUCUCUACCAUUAUGCUAGAGGCAGCAGAAGCAACUGAAGCACGAAAUUCACAUAUUUUAUACGACGAAGAGCAUUUACCGUCAUCGUGUACUCCAUCGCAGUUUCAUAGUUGUUAUUCUGAUUGUGGAGACCCCAUCUUUUCUUUAGACUGUGAUGGUCUUUCAGAAUCAGCUGCGGGAAGUGUUGGUUCUGACCUUGUCUUUUCUGCGAGUGCGCCCGGUAGUCCUUCGACCGUACGACACUUUUCUCAUUGGGAUCUUACGGAAGAUGACUAUCUUGUUCGAUAUGCAAUGAAACUUUUUGAGGAAAAGCUAGAUGAACUUGUUCUGCGUAGACAAAAUAAGAGCAGCAAUUCUGGAUGCCCACGAAUCUUCCGCUCAAGGAGCACGCCAGAUAUAUACAGGUGGCGCCCAGUUUCAGUAAUCCAUUCUUCAGAACUGAAAGAUGGCAUGGAAGGGAGACAAUCUGUUACCAGUGGUGCAGUAUUCAGAGUUGCAGAAACGAACAAGGAGAUGUUCAAGGUUGAAGGGGCAACAAGUGGAUUGCCUCAGAAACAAGGUUCUCGUGCAUCUCCUUGUUCCACAAUGGAAAAUAUGAUAAACAAUAAUGACUGGACUUCAUCUGCUGGGAAUACUUCGUUCGAAAGGCAGAGUGUCUAGUUGUUACAAGUUUUUCACUGUUACUUUUUCGUUGUUCCAAGUAAUUUCUUGGCAUUUGUUCAUAGGAUGGUUGAAAUAAAACUUCUUUUUACUGUUCGUUGUA
This is a messenger RNA of Galdieria sulphuraria, 2321 nucleotides long. RefSeq lists its product as uncharacterized. The transcript has a single exon. The coding region runs from base 278 to 2218 and encodes 646 amino acids. The record is from RefSeq and is a predicted model, not a curated record. NCBI's taxonomy places the organism in Eukaryota, Rhodophyta, Bangiophyceae, Galdieriales, Galdieriaceae.